GACACGCCACGUUCCCUAGCCGGAACCGCGCAUCAUCUGUGCUGGAAGCGCCGUGUUCUUAUCUAUAUAAGCGCGAUGAUGACUAAAGAUCUUAGAUCUCUCCUCAUACUUCGACAUCAAGCAUGACUCGCACAAGACGAAGACACGGCGCUGUGUCAGACAUAUCCCGGUUAUCGCUCGCCCAGCAUCAGACUAAUAUUAAUCUGUAGCCCCAGCACGCGACUAUUUUUCGUGUGAACUUUCUACUUAUACCCCAUUUACCCUCAAUGCCCCAUUUCACGCGGGAGCUAGCCAUUAGACUGACUACUAUUCACAUGUGAUAGGCCACUUCAAUCCGCAUGUCUGGAGCUUAAAACUUUGCCGAGUGUGGGGUCUGGAACGUUCCAAUAGUCUAACUAAACUACUGUACCACGACAUAGAGUCACGACUUAGAUAUCUACCUCAAAAGGCUGCUUAUACCGCAGAUCUCUACGCCACUUGACGUAGUAGUGAAACUUCCUUCUACAUCAAUUUUUUUAAUCUCAGGAGGUCAACCCGGCAGAAAUACGAUUUUGCGCGCAGGAGGACAGGUAUUCUCAACUUGUGCUAUAAGUGAUCGCAGGACUACACAGCGCUACUAUCCUAUGAUGGAUGAGUCACGAGACGAAAAAACUCAAGGGGCAAUGACCACAACCUCACAAAUGGAUCUCCCCGGAUCGCAGACCAAAAACGCAUCAAGGCUCUCGCCGUGGUUCGUGAGGUUAUCGAAUUGGGGCGUUGAGCUGCGUGGCAUCACACCGGUACCUCUAGAAGAGAGGACUGACAAGCGAUUCAUCAACGUAUUCUUCGUCUGGUUUGCCAUGAGCAUCAACCUCUUACCUGUCAUUACAGGGAUUUUAGGGACAUUUACCUUCGGUCUUAGCCUGCGAGACUGCUCUCUCGUCAUCCUGUUCUUCAGUCUUAUAUGCACAGUCCCCCCAGCCUACUUCUCUACGUUUGGCUCUAGGACGGGACUGCGUCAGAUGAUUCAUGCACGCUACACGUUUGGAUACUUCUUGACAUCCGUUAUUGUCCUCCUGAACCUGGCGACCGUGUCUGGCUUCGGAAUCAUUAGCUGUGUACUGGGUGGUUCGACUCUCGCUGCCGUUGCGGAUGGGAAUAUCGACAGCACGGCAGGUAUCAUCAUCAUUGGCCUGAUUGGAUUAUUCGUCUCUUUCGGCGGAUACCGUUUCCUCCACGAAUUCGAGCGGUACUCGUGGAUCUUCAAUUUGGUCGCCAUCAUCAUCGCUACGGGGGUAGGGGGCAAGCAACUUCCCAAUCAAGUCGAGACACCGCCUCCGCCCCCAUCUGUGAUCGUGAGCUAUGGUGGUGUUAUCGCGGGAUUUCUCAUACCCUGGGCUGCGAUGGCAUCCGACUUUUCCGUGUACUGUGACCCGUCAGUUUCCACUUUCCGCAUUUUCGCCUAUACCUAUGCUGGCCUGUUCGUUCCAACUGUCCCGUUGAUGGUUCUGGGGGCAGCGAUCGGCGGCUCCAUAUCUGGCAAUCCCACGUGGGCUGAAGGAUACGAGAAGUACAUAGUUGGUGGUGUCCUUGAGGCCAUGCUGAAGCCUGCUGGAGGAUUCGGCAAAUUCGUGGCCGUGCUCCUUUCGCUCUCGGUCAUUGGUAACCUUUCGGCAUCCAUGUACUCCAUCUCUCUUAACUUCCAACUCUUGGUCCCGUUCUUUCGCCACAUCCCUCGCUUCGUGUUCUCCAUAGUGUACACCAUCAUCGGCAUCCCCGUCGCCGUAUACGCGGCCAGGUCCUUCUUCGCAAGUCUUGAGAACUUCAUCUAUCUCAUCGCUUACUGGUCAGCGGCCUACGUUGCUGUUGUCGCGGUCGAGCAUUUCGUCUUCCGUAAGGCGAACCCUGCUUUGUAUGUGCCUGAGCACUGGGACCAGCCGGGAAAGCUGCCAACUGGGAUUUCUGCUAUCCUUGCUGCCGGGUUAUCCUUUGCCCUUGUCGUACCAUCUGCCUCACAAGUCUGGUAUACUGGUCCGAUAGCGGAGACUACAGGGGAUAUCGGUUUCGAAGUCGCCCUUGUCCUAUCGCCGAUACUCUAUCUACCGAUUCGCUGGCUCGAAUUGAAAUGGAGGCCGAUAUAGGUACACCUAUUUCAAGGUCUUUCAUGUAGCUCAAUGCAAAAAGCAAGGAUUGAGUAAGAGGGUUGUUGCCAGUGCUAUACGGAGUAAUCAAGGUCUAAUUACUGUCUAACCACUAUAUAAGCGCCGAAUAACUAGGCAAUAAUAAGGGGAUAAUGAAAGUAUAGCUAAUGUAUAACCAUGACCUCACUAACAAAUAACUACGUGUAGGUAGUCUCAAUAGAAAAUGAGAGGAGGUCCUAAGUAAGCUAACAUUGAAGACUCCGGAGGUGGUGUACUCUGCUACAACCUUCUAUAACCUCUCUUGGUAUCGCGCUAGGCGUGGCCCUUUAUGGGAGUGUUUCCGAACAGCAGUAGGUAUCAUGCGACUCACGCUAAGCUAGCCUGCCAAGAGUAACCUGACAAGGUUGAUUUCCUAGCACUUCAACCAUACUUAGUAGAUAUGAUAUUACCUAUGAAGAUGGAGAGGGGCUUAUUGGGCACUCCUGAUAAUAUCCAGAUGUCGUGUGCACGUCAGGCCUUGCCAAAAAGCGUUCUAGUCAGUCAGCUUCACAAUUCUCAACAGUCCAUAAAGAAAAGAUGAAGUAUAUG
Molecule: messenger RNA, 2708 nt
Organism: Xylaria bambusicola
Lineage: Eukaryota; Fungi; Ascomycota; Sordariomycetes; Xylariales; Xylariaceae
Product: permease for cytosine/purines, uracil, thiamine, allantoin-domain-containing protein
Exons: 2
Coding region: 624-2120 (498 amino acids)
Biological process (GO): transmembrane transport
Cellular component (GO): plasma membrane
Molecular function (GO): transmembrane transporter activity
Source: RefSeq, a predicted model, not a curated record